GAGAUACAUACAUUCGUUCCAAUCAUAUAAUUCAACAAUCCAGAGAGAGAGAGAGAGGGCGAGAGACAGACAGACAGACAGACAGACAGACAGACAGACCGAGAGAGAGAGACUGAAAGAGGCAGAGAGAAGAAAGCCGAUGAUCAAGUAAUACUCCACACGUUCCAACCGAUUACACAAAUUGCUUUUGAUAUCAAUUGGAUUAUAUCAUCGACAAUAUUCAAACUUUCUUUCUAUCUAUCUAUCUAUCUAUCUCGCCAUUAUCCUUCCUCUCUAUUAUUCCCUUCACACCUUCACACCUUCACUCCUCCACUCCUUCACUCCUCCACUCCUCCAUACCUCUUCCGACUCCUCCACCACCUUCUGCUCCCAAGCAAUCCUAUAGGGUAUCUGAGAAUGGAUUGAGAAGACCAAUUGACCUAUCAAUUGUACCAGUUCUACCAGUUCCACCAAUUCCGCCAUCUUCCUCGAUCCUCAUCAAUUCUCGUCAAUUGACUCACUCAUUCAUUCGUUACUAAACACUGAUCCCGUCCGGCCGAAGAUUCCCACACCCAACCGUCAUCGCAAAUCUCUCCCCAAACCCCCGACUCUUGAUUUUUCCGCCGUCUAGACGUUUGGAAUAAGCAACGAGACUCCUGCAGAUCAUGGACGAAGCAAGCAAGCUCGUAAGAGAGCUGUCUAACAAGCUUACCGAGCUUGAUCAUAAGGUUGAUUUGUAUCGGAAGGACAUGAACAAGGAAUAUAUUAAGUAUGAAGAGGAUUUAUUAAAGAAUGUCGCUCCAAGCAUUUCGCAGGAGGUUUCCAAAAUGAUUGCCGAAGAGGUAAAGAAUUGCAAGGCUCUUUAUCCAUUCGCCGAAAAUGUCGAUAUCGAUAGCUUAGACUCAUGCGCCAAAACUGCAAACACAGGCACAGGCACAGGUACAGGUACAGGUACAGGUACAGAUACAGAUGUAGGCAUAGGCAUAGGCACAGGCAACAACAAUCCCAGCUCCAGCUCCAGCUCCAGUCCCAGUCCCAGUCACAGUUCGAAUUCCACUCUCAAUGGUAACAACACAAUCGGAGUCACAAGCACGCCGCAUGAGAAUUCAAAUGUGAUGACAAACGGCAUUUCCAAGGCCAUGGACUCACCACAAUUAGGUUUCGGUACCUCGGCGUCUUUAAUUCCCAAUAAUACGAAAAGGGCAGUAGCAGCAGAUGAAGAGGAGCGUCCGAGAAGCCCACAUGCGCGAGAGAAGGAAUUCACAGGAGUCUUUACACCAAGUUACUUGCCAUUGUUAGAUUCCAACAGUCGAUACGAACGAAAAGCGAAUGCGAACACUGAGCUCAACAACAAGCCAAAGGAUGCACAAAUGGAUACCUCAUCGCAAUCACAGUCACAGUCGCUUGUUGACGCAAGUACAGAUACUAGAUCUUUGAAUGCCUCUCCAGAUCCCAGAAGUCCUUCGAUACCCAAACGAAAAAAUACCGAUGAGAUUUCGAUCGCGUCCAAUAGUAGUAGUGAUGGACCACGUCGCAGAAGCGCUUUACGAAGAACAUCUACUAGUUCGAAGAAUACAAGUCCUCGAAGAGUUCGUUUUGAUGUGGAAGGAGAAGAAGUCUUACCAACAGCAUCGCCCAAAGAAUUAGAGCCAAUUCUUCCACCUUCCUUCUCAGAUGAUUCAGAUGAUGAGGCUGGGUGCGAAAUGGUCGAAGAUAUUGAUGCGCCGCCACCAAAAAGAAUCUCUUCCUCUCAGGCAUUACGAGCCUUAUCGAGAGGUCCUAUAGAGGAUGACGGAACACAAUGGACCACUGUCGUUGCUCCGCCAGAUGGAUCGGCAUCGGUUGACACUUUGGAAGAUGAUGUUUAUACUACCAAUUACUUCGACUCUAGACCAACUCCUAUACCCAUCGCACCUCGAGACGAAAAUAUCCCACCGAUCUCCAUACCAACAAAAAUACCACAACCCGAACCACAGGCUCAAGUGAAGCACAUAGAGGCUCUACCGGAGGACGAUACAGAUGUUCUAUCGGACGACGAUAUGCUGGAUAUGCCAUCUUUGCGACAAAUGAGAAGUCAAAACAAACAACCUGCGAGCAUUCUAUCCCCGAAAAAGAAUGAGAAUCCGGAACCAGCAAUUUCCCCCUUGCAGAUGAAAGUGCCAAGCAAACCACUUACACUCGAGACUAUGGAACCUAGAGGAAAGGGUGAUGAGAAAUCAACCAGCUUGACCUUCCAGGAUGACGAACAAGAGGAUUUAUUUUCCUUUGACGAAAACCCCAGUCUCGGAAGCCGUCCUCAAGAUGAAGAAGAAGAUGAAUCGGAUGUAGAAGAACCUACUUCGCCGAGUAUCGAAGAAGACCCUGACAAUGUCGAACUUUCUAAAUCUCCUGCUCGACCAAUUCUGAGUAAUUUCAGUAAUAAGAAAGUAACAACUGCUCCUGCUCCUGCACAUGGAAUCGUUGGUUCUUACAAAGGUCGUCCAUUCAGUAUGCCAGUUGUCAAUGAUGCAGUACAUGCCAGUGCCGCGUCAAUGGGAGCUAUGAAUUCAUUUGUUGGAAGUGUCAAUGGUCGUAGUGGGCUUGACGCAAGCGAUAUCUUGAGUUUUAGAACAAGUGGAGGAGUGGGUAGUUUUUCUGGAACCCCAAAGAGUAUGAGUGAAAGGAUGAUGAUGGAUGAUUUGAUGGAGGCAGAGGGAGAAAGCCAGAAGAAUUAGGAUCUGCUAUUUAUGGACACUCAAGAAUUUGGUACAAGAACUGGGAAACAAGCAUACUAGGCGAUGGGGGCAUACAACGUAGGGGAAAUGGGACUCGUGGUGUAUUUAUGUUUGUACUCUUUACAAUUGCAUAUCUUUUGGCGUUUUACGGAUGGAUCAUCGAUUUCUACGUCAUUAUAAUAUGACGAAUGAGGCUAGAUGAUCAUAAGCAUGGUAUGGGAAAUGGGGCGGCUUCUUUUUUUUUCAUUGAGGGGCGCUCUCAGCUUUGGUUCGGCUCGGUUACAUGAUUGAGUGAAGAGUUGUAGGCUGUAGCAUAGUCUAUAUUUCACGCAUGGGAUUUAUAGGGGAGUGUGUGGUGUGAAGUGGAGUGGCGUAGCGUAGCGUGGCAUGCAUCAAUUGAUUGUAAUCAGACAGACAGUAGAUGAUGAAUUGUGUAUUUCGCACUGCGUAUGUAUCAGGCAUAUGGGUAUGCUUGCACCUAUUUAUCUACAUAUUAGGUACGGGAUCUUUUGCACGUACAAUACAUGCUCA
Molecule: messenger RNA, 3224 nt
Organism: Botrytis cinerea B05.10
Lineage: Eukaryota; Fungi; Ascomycota; Leotiomycetes; Helotiales; Sclerotiniaceae
Exons: 1
Coding region: 645-2693 (682 amino acids)
Source: RefSeq, a predicted model, not a curated record